This is a messenger RNA of Hylaeus anthracinus, 588 nucleotides long. Its product is annotated as immediate early response 3-interacting protein 1. The record is from RefSeq and is a predicted model, not a curated record. Gene Ontology annotation, cellular component: endoplasmic reticulum membrane; Golgi membrane; COPII-coated ER to Golgi transport vesicle. Lineage: Eukaryota; Metazoa; Arthropoda; Insecta; Hymenoptera; Colletidae. The transcript is spliced from 3 exons. The coding region runs from base 241 to 489 and encodes 82 amino acids. Gene Ontology annotation, biological process: endoplasmic reticulum to Golgi vesicle-mediated transport.
ACCAACUGCGCAAGUGUCAAAUAUGUUUAAGUUUACAGUAGCGAUCUCUAGAUAACGAUAGCAUUUUAUCGAUCUUUAAAAAAUAACUGUCUAUGGGCCUGAAGAAUGCACAAAAUGACAAUUACAAUAAUAAACACCGAAGCAGGUUAAAAAAUUGAAAGAUUGUUAGGUUAUUCCUCGGAUCUGUGGCGCUGUCUGCUACAGAAACGUGACAAGUGACAUUCGUUUCGGUUCCAUAACAUGGCGUUUACUUUGUGGUCAAUGUUCGAGGCAACGUUGCUUGUCUUGAACGCCGUUUGCGUUUUAAACGAAGACAGGUUUCUCGCCAAAGUUGGUUGGGCAUCUUGGCAAAAUGUUCAAGGCUUUGGAGAACCUCCAACGAUGAAAUCACAAAUGUUGAACCUGGUCAGGUCUAUACGAACAGUCGCACGAGUGCCACUGAUAUUCCUGAAUAUAUUAGUGAUUAUUAUGAAACUGGUGCUUGGGUGAUAUACAUUGUGAAUAAAAGGACAAUAAUCCGUGUAAAGUCAAAACUCUCGGUAUUGUACAUAAACACAAUUAUUAAAUUCCAUUAUUUUUAUCUUUACA